Messenger RNA from Coffea arabica (coffee), 2918 nucleotides. Its product is annotated as cystinosin homolog. NCBI's taxonomy places the organism in Eukaryota, Viridiplantae, Streptophyta, Magnoliopsida, Gentianales, Rubiaceae. Gene Ontology annotation, molecular function: L-cystine transmembrane transporter activity. Gene Ontology annotation, cellular component: vacuolar membrane. The record is from RefSeq and is a predicted model, not a curated record. Gene Ontology annotation, biological process: L-cystine transport.
GGGACCCUAUCACCGUUGGGACUCGUACUGCUUGAGUCACGUCUUAUGCCGGUAGAUUUAACGAGCCUUUCCGUUCCCACUCCCUGUUCCAACUCUUUCCUUUUAUUCCAUUGACGCACAGCGCUUUCUGUGAGCCAAAUUCAUCAGUUUCUGAUACUUCCCUUUCCUUUUCGAGCACUAGUAUUCGAUAACGAACUGCUGGUUUUGACCCCAAAAAAAAAAGAAAUGAACUGCUAAGUGAGUGGUGACUGAGAAUUGCUCAAGAUUUCCCGUCUCUUGCAAGACAGAAAAGAGCAACGGCUCCAGAGAUUGGAAUUCUUUGUGUGUAAUAAAUACUCCGUAAGAGUAGAUAAGAGGAAGAGGGGAAAGAGAGGAAGAUGGCUGGGCAGGGGUCUUCUUGGAAUUCAACUCCACUGCAAGUGUUGCAUGCUCUUCUGGGAUGGAUUGCGUUUGCAUCGUGGUCUAUCAGCUUCUAUCCCCAAGUCAUCUUGAACUUCCGGCGUAAAAGCGUUGUGGGCUUGAAUUUUGAUUUCGUGCUGUUGAAUCUCACCAAGCACUCUUCCUAUCUCAUCUACAACGCUUCCCUCUUCUUCAGUUCUGCUGUUCAACGCCAGUACCAUCAAAAAUUUGGCUUUGAUCAGAUGAUUCCAGUGGCUGCCAAUGACGUAGCCUUCUCAGCCCAUGCGGUUCUGCUAACUGUGUUUACCUUGUUCCAGAUUGCAAUCUACGAGCGUGGACAUCAAAAGGUUUCUAAAACUGCAACCGCGAUUGUCGCAGCAGCUUGGUUAGCUGCUGCAGUCUGUGUUUUUGUAGCAGUUCCCCACAAGAAGUGGCUUUGGCUGGUGUCGUGCUUCAACACAGUGCAAGUUGUCAUGACAGUCAUCAAAUACAUUCCUCAGGCUGUUAUGAAUUUCAAAAGGAAGAGCACCAUUGGGUGGAGCAUUGGCAACAUUUUGCUUGAUUUGCUUGGUGGUGUGACCAACUAUGCACAAAUGGCCGUGCAAUCCAUUGAUCAGAAAUCCUGGGUGAAUUUCUACGGAAACAUAGGCAAGACUCUGCUGUCCUUGGUGUCCAUUUUCUUUGACAUUCUCUUCAUCCUGCAACACUACGUGCUCUACCCAUCCAAGCAGAAGGCUUCACCUCCUAAACUUGAUGUGGUUAGCAAGGAGCCAUUAAUUGAAUCCUCCGAAAACGCACAUUCUGACAAUGUAUGACUGACGCACAUUCAUUUUCGAACACUCUCCAGCUGUAAAACAGGUUCUGUAUCGCGACAUUUUAUUAUUGUUAAAUUGGACUUAGCAUCUAUUCCUGUUGAGAUGUAAUUAAAUUCCGUCCCUCCUCCGCUAUGCUUCUGGCUGCUGAAUAAAACAAGGUUAUUAACUGGUGGCUGGUGGUAAUCUCUUUUACAGCACUUGAUGAUCUGACAGGCAUUUGCAAACGGAGGACUCGUUAAAAACAACUCUAAAGUCUAUUAGCUGCCAGAAGAUACAUACAUAUAUGAAAUACAUCAUACACGUAUAGCACUAGAAAAGUUCGUUUUACUACUAUUAUUAGAUUACAUCAUAUGUUUUUUUUGCUUGUCAAUAAUAUGAUUUUUAUUCAGCGGAUCAAAGAAUAUCCGAAGGAAACGGGCAUUGAUGUGUUCUUCCAAACUCACAGGAGACCCUUUACCCCUCUACGAAGGAAAUAAGAGAAAACAAAUCCAAAUCAGCCAAAAACAAUAUGAGGUGUGAGGUGUCACUUUCGGUAUGUAUGACCGCCUAAAAAAACCUUGGCUUACACGUACUUUUCACAGUUGACGAAGCAAUCGCCUUCCUUCCCAAGUUUUCUAGCCAUCUUCCUCGCAACUCCCAACUUCAUUUAACUAAAGGAAAGGUAAAACGAAAGAAAGAGUGGAAUAUAAAUAAUUGUAAUCCCACCACGUUAUGCAAGUCUCGUACCAAACGAAACUGGUAGUACUAUAUAACAAGAAGCCUGGCCAUCCUCAUCCCAGUCCCCAUUUGCUGCUGAUUUUCACAUCCAUCAAAUUCAUUCAUUCAUUCGUUCGUUCAGGCAGCCAUGAAGAGGGAGGGGCGUCAACACGGCAUGGUCCAAACCCACCCCAUCAUUUCCUCACCUUGGAGGCCGAGGCACCCCCCAGCCGGCUGGAAUCAACCUCCACGGCUGGUUGCUUUGCUAAGGUGCCCCAAAAGCCUACCAACCGCUCCAAGUUCACGGGCAAGUGCGGCCGCCCAAGGUGUGCUUCUUGUCACUUCCAUCCCGCCGGUAAAGCUAAGGACAAGACCAAAGGGACUCACAAGCUGAAGUCGUGCGAUGUUGUUACGAAUUACAGAUUGGUUACUUGGCGGGUCGUGGAUGCGAGGCCCGGGUUCAACUUUACCGGGUUUUCGGCCACUGGGAUUUUGGAUCAUUUGGCCAAUGAUUGUUACAGUGAUGAUGUUGGAGAUGAAAUUGAUGAUGGGGAUGAUGAUGUUUACGAUUAUUACUACCGUCCUGCUGAUCGUCGCCAUCAUCAUCAUCCAGCCGAUUGGGUAGUUGACUCUGCCCUUGCAGCAUCAACUGGUGUUGCUAUUGGGGAGCUGCAGGAUGAGUUUGAUGACGACGACGACGAAAAAAUGAGCUUCUGUGACGUGGGUUUUGCGUGGGAGCAGGUGGAGGAGGAGGGAGAUGAUGAAAUUGGAGGUUGGUGUUUGGUGGAAGAAAUUUGACGUCGCUUCAAGUCCUUCUUCUGCUAGCACUCUCUUUUUAUUAUUCUUAAUGGUUGCUUCUAUGUGAUUGUAAGUAAUUAUGCACCCUUUACAUUUUAUUAUUGUUAUGGCUGUUAUUAUUAUUAUUUUGUGGGGAAGACCACCCUGUGCAUUAUUGUACAAGUAAUUGUGACCAUUUGAAAAAGAAAAAGAAAGAAAAAAUUGUUACCA